Gekko japonicus is the source of this 1295-nucleotide messenger RNA. It is a transcript of the gene SNX3, whose product is annotated as sorting nexin 3. The transcript has 4 exons. Gene Ontology annotation, biological process: endocytic recycling; late endosome to Golgi transport. The record is from RefSeq and is a predicted model, not a curated record. Lineage: Eukaryota; Metazoa; Chordata; Lepidosauria; Squamata; Gekkonidae. The coding region runs from base 238 to 726 and encodes 162 amino acids. Gene Ontology annotation, molecular function: phosphatidylinositol-3-phosphate binding. Gene Ontology annotation, cellular component: early endosome membrane; retromer complex.
CUCUGCAGAGGGCGGUGGCCGGGCCGGAGCGAGUCUUGGGGGCGUCGGGUUGGCUUUUCGCCCGAGAACAAGAAAGCGGGAGGUAGCGGGCGCUGGGUUGCAGUGACAUCCGAGCGCCCCCAGUCUUCGCCUCUUCCCCUUCGUGCGCCCCUCACGCUGCCUCUUCUCUGGCAGUUUGUUUCUGCGACUCUCCGGCUGAAGGUGACGAGGCAGGAGCGGGGCGGGAGGGCGUCGGAAAUGGCUGAGACGGUGGCGGACACCAGGCGCCUUAUCACCAAGCCGCAGAACCUGAAUGACGCCUACGGGCCGCCUAGCAACUUCCUCGAGAUCGACGUCGCCAACCCACAGACCGUCGGCGUGGGCAGGGGCCGCUUCACCACCUACGAAGUCAGGGUCAAGACAAACCUUCCUAUUUUCAAAUUGAAGGAAUCUUGUGUCAGGAGACGAUACAGUGACUUUGAAUGGCUCCGAAGUGAACUAGAAAGAGAGAGUAAGGUUGUUGUACCACCUUUACCUGGAAAAGCUUUUCUACGCCAGCUGCCUUUUAGAGGAGAUGACGGGAUAUUUGAUUAUUCCUUUAUAGAAGAAAGGAAACAAGGGCUUGAACAAUUCAUAAACAAAGUUGCAGGCCACCCUCUGGCACAGAAUGAACGAUGUCUUCAUAUGUUCUUGCAAGAUGAAGUCAUAGACAAAAGCUACACACCAUCCAAAAUAAGACAUGCUUGAAUGCUGCACAACACUUAAUGGCAUAAAUGUUAGUGAUUACCACACUUGGUCUAAGACUUGUAGUUUAAGGUUUUAGCAUGCUGCAGACAAACUGGCACAAGAAGCCUUCAGUAUACUAUCAGCACUGCUUGGUCUUUGCAUUCAUUUUAUGGCAUUAAAGAUCUCUAAGCAAGUCUGUCAUUUUUGAUUAAUUGUCCUUUUUAAAAAAUCCAAAUAUUUUGAACCUCUUCCUUCCCAUUUGCAAUGACCUUGUGAUGUUUACUGAGUUGGCCUUACUCAAACUUGCACUGCUCUGGUGUUGCACGUUCACUUGCAUUUGAUUAAGACACUAGAAGUUUCCUGUAAAAUAACUAGUAUUCAACCUGCAAAUCUGAAAACUAACAUGGUGCAUUGUUUUCAAUACCCCCUGUGUAAAAUAAGCACUUCUGGUAGUUGUAUUCUCAAGGUGGGGUGGGAGGGAACCUUUGUACUGAGAAGCAAUGUGGGAACUAUCUUUAUAUUGUAUAAAAAGAAAUCAGAUUUGUAUACUAAGAUCAUUUGUCUAAAGUUGUUUUGAAAUAAAAACUAAA